Molecule: messenger RNA, 1371 nt
Organism: Aureobasidium vineae
Lineage: Eukaryota; Fungi; Ascomycota; Dothideomycetes; Dothideales; Saccotheciaceae
Source: the annotation of a GenBank genome assembly
AUAACCAUGGAGUGCCCAUUCUUGUGUGGCUUCCACACACCCAAUGAUAAUCACGCCGAGUAUCAAAUCACGGCCCACAUUGAGCUGCAUCAUACUCCAGAGUCUCAGUUUGCAGUCGAAGACAAGGAUCUGGAAUUCGCUCUCGCGUUACAGAGAGAAGAGGAGCAAGUAUUCGCCGAUGGCAAAGAACGUGACACUCCAACACAAUGGACUACUGAGGACUCUGGCCCGAAUAAGGAAAGCGCUGCCAACCCCACGGACGAUGACUUUCCUUAUGUCGAAUGUCCCAAAUGCGAAGACUUCGUUCACCUCGUCGAACUUGACGAACACAUGAACAACCAUUUAUCAUUACAGUAUUCAUCCGAUACCAUCGCUGGCAACAUGGCUGGAAUCGACUCUGGAUACGAUACCGACUUUUGUCAAUCCUCAGCUGCCCUGCAAUGCUCGAAAACAAUCGCUCGUCCCCUUGAUCAGCACUACAAAGCAAAUCCGGCAGAGACUAGGCCGAAGAGAAUACGCCUUUGUAAAAAGAGCUUGGCCCGUACGCAUUCGAGAACAAAAUGCCGGAAAGCUUGCUCAAGCGACUCCGAGACGGCGAACCAACGAGAAGAAUCAAUCGUAUCACCAGGGAUGGCCAGAUUCAUACGGACCGCAUUGUGGACAACGAAGUUCCUGAGCUUGUUCCAAUUAUCACACGACUUUGCGUUGCUUCAUCCAACCACAUUGAAACCGUUUAUCUCUGCCAUCCAAGCGUUCAACAUGUGCACAAAGGGACCAACCCAGGCCAUUUCUGCGGCUAUCGCAAUAUUCAGAUGCUUGUGUCGUUCAUUCAAGGCACGAAAGCCAGAGCUCAUGAACGUUUUGNNGGACUUGAUCGAAGAAGCAUGGGAUUACGACCCAAGCAAUCUCGGCAGGCAGGAGACUGGCGGUGUCCGCAAUACGAGAAAAUGGAUUGGCACUCCCGAGGUGAGAUCGAUCUGUAAGUACCUAAACAUCGAUCACGCCGUCUACGCCUUCAGCAACACACAAGCCGGACGAGCACAUGAGCACCUGCUCGACUUCGUGGAAGACUACUUUUCUCGCGAUAUAGAAGAGCUUGGCUCCAAAGUACACAAGUCUCAUCGUCCUCCAAUCUACUUGCAACAGCCAGGCCACUCGAUGACGAUCAUUGGGAUCGAGCACUAUGUGAAUGGUAAACGCAGUCUUUUGGUCUUCGAUCCAGGAUUCGGACCAGCCAAGCAGUUAACGGAUAUGGUCACACAACCGUCGAAUGCUGCGAUAUCCGCAAAGACUGCCGAUCGCCUUAUCAGAUCCCACAAGCGUACCAUCGCACAGCUAGCAAGAUAUGAUGAGUUCGAAGUCUUGGCGUGA